Baudoinia panamericana UAMH 10762 is the source of this 892-nucleotide messenger RNA. RefSeq lists its product as uncharacterized. Gene Ontology annotation, molecular function: ATP binding; AMP kinase activity. The transcript is spliced from 3 exons. Lineage: Eukaryota; Fungi; Ascomycota; Dothideomycetes; Mycosphaerellales; Teratosphaeriaceae. Bases 71 to 763 code for a protein of 230 amino acids. Gene Ontology annotation, cellular component: mitochondrion; cytoplasm. The record is from RefSeq and is a predicted model, not a curated record. Gene Ontology annotation, biological process: ADP biosynthetic process.
UGAGUCGCGGUUACGCGGGCAUGGUGGGAACAGCAGUUCCACGCCUGCGCCGUCUGGCUCGACGGAUGGCAUGCGGAUGAUUUUGAUUGGGCCGCCGGGUGCUGGCAAGGGCACGCAAGCGCCCAAAAUCAAGGAGCGAUAUGGCUGCUGUCACUUGGCGACCGGCGACAUGCUGCGCGCCCAAGUCGCGGCUAAAACCGAGUUGGGCCGGCAAGCAAAGAAGAUCAUGGACGAGGGCAAGCUGGUUUCGGACGAGAUCAUGGUGAACAUGAUCCAGAACGAGCUGGACAACAACAAGGAGUGCAAGAGCGGCUUCAUCCUGGACGGUUUCCCGCGCACCGUCCCGCAAGCUGAGAAGCUCGACGGCAUGCUUUCGAUCCAACACAAGCCGCUCAAGUACGCCAUUGAGCUGCAAAUCCCCGACGAACUCCUCGUGGCCCGCAUCACUGGACGUCUGAUCCACCCGGCCUCCGGACGUUCAUACCACAAGAUCUUCAACCCGCCCAAGAAGGACAUGACCGACGAUGUGACCGGCGAGCCGCUCAUUCAAAGAAGCGACGACAAUGAGGCGACGCUGAAGAAACGGUUGGGAACGUACCACGACCAGACUGGUCCGGUGACUGACUACUACCGCAAGACGGGCAUCUGGAGUAAGGUCGAUGCGAGUCAGGAGCCUGGGCAGGUGUGGAAGAGUCUUCUCGGGAUCAUGGAACCAGGCUCGGCGAGUGGGAGCUUGAUGAGCAAGCUUGGGCUCAAGGGUUAAGAUGUAGACUGUUCGAGCCAUUGCUUGUGAGGGCAGCGACGCGAGAGUUGCUUCAAAGGCGGCUUGAGUGAGGCGUCUCUAGCGUUUGCACUGAAAAGACUCUUGGAGAAAAUAUGUUGGGUCAGGGCA